AUGGGGACGCGUGCGGCGAGUCCGUCCAUGGGGACGCUCGUCUGGCUGAGGCCGAUCGCGGCCCCGGCCGUCCCCGCCGGUCCCUCCGCCGCGCACGUGGUGGCUGGCGGUGGUGUAAAAGGCCGGCCUCGGCGGGUGUCCGUGGCGUCCCGCUGCCCGAACCCGCGCGUGCUCCAGGCGGGGAGGUGCCGGUGGCUGGUUGUCAGGUCGGGUGUCACCGCCGCUGCAGCCGCCGCAGAUGACCCCGAGGAUUCGUCGGGGCUAUCAGAUCUGCAAGUGGCUUCGAGGAUCAGAGGGGUCUUCUUCUACACGGUGACUGCUGUUGCGGCGAUCUUUUUGUUUAUAGCUAUGGUUGUGGUUCAUCCACUUGUGCUCUUAUUUGACCGACACCGUAGGAGAGCUCAGCACUAUAUUGCAAAGAUUUGGGCUACUUUGACAGUUUCUAUGUUCUACAAGCUUGAAGUCGAGGGAAUGGAGAAUCUACCUCCCAAUAGUAGCGCUGCUGUCUAUGUUGCUAACCAUCAGAGCUUCUUGGAUAUCUAUACCCUUCUAACUCUAGGAAGGUGCUUCAAAUUUAUAAGCAAGACUAGUAUCUUUAUGCUUCCAAUUAUUGGGUGGGCAAUGUAUCUCUUGGGUGUCAUUCCUUUACGACGUAUGGACAGCAGGAGCCAGCUGGACUGUCUUAAACGGUGUGUGGAUUUGUUGAAAAGGGGGGCGUCUGUAUUUUUCUUUCCAGAGGGGACUCGAAGUAAAGAUGGAAAGCUAGGUAUAUUCAAGCGAGGAGCAUUUAGUGUCGCUGUGAAGACUGGCGUUCCUGUCAUACCUAUUACCCUUCUCGGGACAGGGAAACUGAUGCCUCCUGGAAUGGAAAGCAACCUUAAUUCAGGUGCAGUAAAAGUCAUUAUUCACCGUCCAAUUGAAGGGAAUGAUGCAGAGAAAUUAUGUUCCGACGCAAGGAAUGUGAUAGCAGACACUCUUCUUCUACAUGGUUAUGGAGUGCACUAA
This is a messenger RNA of Triticum turgidum subsp. durum (durum wheat), 1005 nucleotides long. The record is from the annotation of a GenBank genome assembly. Lineage: Eukaryota; Viridiplantae; Streptophyta; Magnoliopsida; Poales; Poaceae.